Molecule: messenger RNA, 1035 nt
Organism: Carlito syrichta (Philippine tarsier)
Lineage: Eukaryota; Metazoa; Chordata; Mammalia; Primates; Tarsiidae
Product: transmembrane protein 185B-like
Source: RefSeq, a predicted model, not a curated record
AUGGCUUGGCAUCAAGUUAUAAAGAAGUUCCUCAUCCACGCCUGCCUGCUGCUCUUCUCGGUGCUGCUGCCCCUCCACCGCGACGGCGUCAUCCACUGGAGCGACUGGGCCGUCUUCGCCCCCUUAUGGCUGUGGAAGCUCCGGGUCGUCGCGGGCGCCGGGGUGGGCGCGGGCGUGUGGGGGCGCAGCCCGCGCCACCGCGCAGACGGGGAGGCCUGCGUGGAGUUCAAAGCCAUGCUCAUCGCCGUGGGCAUCCACCUGCUACUGCUCGUGUUCGAAGUGCUGGUCUGCGACAGGGUGGAGAGGGGGACGCACUUCUGGCUGCUGGUCUUCAUGCCCCUCUUCUUCGUGACCCCGGUGUCCGUGGCCCCCUGUGUCUGGGGCUUCCGGCACGACAGGUCCCUGGAGCUGGAGAUCCUGUGCUCGGUCAACAUCCUGCAGUUCACCUUCAUCGCCCUGAGGCUGGACCGGAUUUUUCACUGGGCGUGGCGGGUGGUGUUCGUGCCCCUGUGGAUCCUCAUGCCGUUCCUUUGCCUGGUGGUCCUCUAUUACCUCGUCUGGUCCCUCCUGUUCCUGCGGUCCCUGGAUGUGAUAGCCGAGCAGCGGAGGACACACGUGACCAUGGCCCUCAGCUGGGUAGCCAUCGUCGUGCCUCUGCUCACCUUCGAGGUCCUGCUGGUUCCAUUGGAUGGCCACAACGCCCUGUCUUACCUCUCUAUAUUUGUCCCCCUUUGGCUCUCCUUGAUAACCUCCAUGGCCGCAUCGUUUAGGCGAAAGGGGGGCAACCACUGGUGGUUUGGUAUUCGCAGAGAUUUCUGUCAGUUUCUGCUGGAAAUGUUCCCGUUUCUAAGAGGAUAUGGCAACAUUUCCUAUGAUCUCCGUCAUGAAGACAGUGAAGAUGCUGAAGGAACAUCGGUUCCAGAAGCUCCAAAAAUUGCUCCGAUGUUUGGAAAGAAGGCCAGGGUAGUGAUAACCCAGAGCCCUGGAAAGUAUGCUCCCCCACCUCCCAAGUUAAAUAUCGUUAUGCCGGAUUAA